Capsicum annuum is the source of this 1366-nucleotide messenger RNA. RefSeq names its product sec-independent protein translocase protein TATB, chloroplastic-like. Bases 123 to 1109 code for a protein of 328 amino acids. Lineage: Eukaryota; Viridiplantae; Streptophyta; Magnoliopsida; Solanales; Solanaceae. The transcript has 8 exons. Gene Ontology annotation, cellular component: membrane. Gene Ontology annotation, biological process: protein transport by the Tat complex. The record is from RefSeq and is a predicted model, not a curated record.
UUUGUGGCCCAAAUUAAAAUCUGGGUCCAAUUUUUUUGUCGUAUAAGGAGGACCAAUAUAUCUCCAACACCAAUAGACAAAAAAGAAAAUGAACGUGAACUGUAGUUGCUCAACUUCAUUCAAUGACCACCAUGGCUUCUUCUUCUUCACUAGCUACUAGUACAAGACUCUCUGUAACUGCACUUUCAUUUUCUUCCGUUUCAGUUUCCAAGAACCCAAAACUACACUUCUUCAAGUGUAUUUCUUCUUACUCUUCUUGGAAUGGACUGAAGCAGCAGCUGAGCAUUUCCAAAUCUCAAUUUUCACUACAAAUUGGGAGAAGUAGAAAACUCAAAGGGAAAGGUGUAUAUGCAUCUCUAUUUGGAGUUGGUGCACCUGAAGCACUAGUCAUUGGGGUUGUUGCUUUGCUUGUUUUUGGCCCAAAAGGUCUUGCUGAGGUUGCUCGUAACCUGGGAAAAACUUUGCGUGAAUUUCAACCUACUAUCAGAGAACUUCAGGAUGUUUCAAGGGAAUUCAAGAGCACACUUGAACGAGAGAUUGGCCUUGAUGACAUUAAAAGUUCAGGCGAAGACACAAGAAAUUCUAGCACAGUGAGGCCUUCAGCAGACGACAGCUCUUCAAGACAGGUGGCUGAUCCCAAUGGUUCUCCAUCACCAAAGAUGGCUUCCAUGGGUGAAGAUGACUUGGAUAGGCUGAUGAGAAUUGCUGAUGCUGAAAAACAAGCUGAGAAAGACCUGGCGGCCUUACUUGAAAGUCGGUCUGAAUCCCAAACAGUGUCGCAAGAUGAUUCUUCUUCCUCAGAUAGAGCAUACUCAACUGAAGAGUACUUGAAGAUGACUGAGGAGCAGCUAAAAGCAGCUGCUCAACAGCAGAAUGAGACAACUACUCCCGAGCAAAUCCCCUUCAAUGGUCAAAGUCUGUCACAAGAUAGUGCUUCUUCAGCUGAUGGAGCAUACACAGCUGAAGAUCUUUCGAAGGCAGCUGCGCAGGAGAAUGAGGUGUCUUCUCCCCAGCAAAGCCCCUCAAACGCCCAAAGCCAAACACACGAAACUCCCGGAGAAGUUGCAUCGAUGAUCUCUUCUUCCACGAAGCCCGAAAGUGAGACAUAGAGCAGCUAAUGGUGCGAUUUUGUACUGUAGGGCUUGUUCUUCUUCUUCUUUCUUUCUUUCCUUUUUUUUUUUAAAACAAAAAGGAAAUCAUUGAAUGUUGUUGUAUUAUUCUUAAAAUGCUUGAUGAACUUGCAAUGUUUUGCUGGGAGAAACAAUUUUGUACAUUAGUAGAGCCACUGGAAGUGUUGUACCACAUUUCACUUAAUCAGUCCUCCUCUGUUGUAUUGUAUAAAUUAAAGAUAAAAACUCACACGUGA